Molecule: messenger RNA, 1969 nt
Organism: Aspergillus sclerotioniger CBS 115572
Lineage: Eukaryota; Fungi; Ascomycota; Eurotiomycetes; Eurotiales; Aspergillaceae
Gene: rfeD
Product: putative transcription factor RfeD
Exons: 5
Coding region: 288-1811 (507 amino acids)
Source: RefSeq, a predicted model, not a curated record
CAGCUGGAACAGCAAUAGGGCGAAUUCAUUCGAUAUUACUCAUACACUCUACUACUGGCCGUCUAGCUUGCUCGACCACGGAUUCACUCCCUCCCCGAUCUUUUUCUUCUGCUUCGUUCGCCUCUUGAGCUACUUCUUUACAUCCUCGUUGCUUCCCGGAUUCUUUUCCUGCGCAAAACAUUGGAGCAUGCGUUGAGGUCCGGUUGUGCCAAAUUGAAUUGAUCUCGAUCUCCUGUGCUUUACUUGUGCUUGUGCUUGUCUCCCGACCCCGCCGCCAGGACGGAUCCAUGCAGACCAUGCCGCCGCGAGCCUCGCUGACCAGCUCCUUCUCUGUCACCGACGUCAAUAAUGAAGUGGUCUGUCCUUUGAAGAAUAACGAUGGCUCCAAUUGUCGGAAACGAUGCCUGGGGGAGAAGCGCUAUCGCUCCAUGCAGGAGCACAUCCGGCGUGCCCACCCCAAUCACUACAUCCCGAAGCUCCCGGCGACCGAGGAUAGCUUCAUUUUGAUGGUGACCACGCCUCCCGACCAGCGGGCCCAUCUUUCUCCUCCCAAUCAGGCCCCCUCUCGGCGCCGCAAUGAAGUCGCCGACCGGGACAUCUACGUCGCUGACGCUAGCUCUCCGGCCACCCCGCGGGGCAUGGACGAGACUCACCCCGCCGCAGCAACCGCCGCCGUCGCAUUGGCGCAAUUACACCACAACCGUCUCGCUUCUGACUGGGAUACAGACAUGGAAACACACUCGGACAAUGACCAGGAUCGCCUGCGGUCGAUUGAACUGCCGUCCCUCAGGGAUCAUUUCAAGCAAGAACCCUUGCCUUCGUUCUCAUCCACUCGCCCUCGAGAGCUUCUCCCAUCGAUCUUGACGCACUCGCCGCCCGGUCGCUCUUCAACCCUGCCGCCUAUCCAGCACCGAGACAAGCUUCCCCGUCCUCGCAAGUCGUCCAUCUCUAAAGCCAGAAAACCGAAGCAUGACCGGACUAGAUCCAAGGAAUACGCGCGACGCCCAAGUCUAGGCGAUCGCAAGGCGCUGUCUGCCGAGCCCCAGACUGCGGCGUGGGCUCAAGGCAAGCGCUGGGAGGAUUUGAUCGAGGCCGCUACCUCGGCCACGGAAGCGGAUGACGACCAUACCUCGGAGGUUGGUCGCUCACCUACGAUGCCCCCGUUGAUUUCCCACAUCACCUCGGCUCCUUCGGUCGGCAAGAACCGAUCGUCGCUACCACCAGCAUUUCAACCCUCGCCAGGACUGCCGCCGCCCACCUCCCAUCGGCCAUUCCCCCCUCACUCUUAUGCGGCGUCGCCAUUGCACAAGUCUUUGACCCCGCCACCGUUUGACACGGCACGCAGUCGCGACAGUGAUCUGGAACCUUUCCCAUCGAUUGAGUCUUCGCUAGACUCGGCGUCCUCGGCGUCCGGAAAGACGUAUGCGUUCAGUCACCUCGGUUCUUCCAACAACGAGUCCAGUCCGGUGUUGAACAUGUAUCCUUCUUCGGCAUCCCAGCGCCAGCAUCAUCGGUUUUCGAACCCGACUCCCGCAUCGUAUCGCAGCAAAGAGAUCCACAUUUACUGCGCGAGUUGCAAGCGGGCGUGGGCGCUGAACGAAUGCUAUGCCUGCACAGAGUGUAUUUGCGGCGUGUGCCGCGAGUGCGUAGGGUUGUUCAUUGGCAGUCCGCCCACAUCGUUUAGAAAUGUGACGUCGAGUCCGGGCAGCGCCAUGUCGCAUGGUCCGACCAGUUACCCCAGCCCCCGCGGCUGCCCUCGGUGCCGCACUGUCGGGGGCAAGUGGAAGGCGUUCCAACUUGAUUUUAGGUGAUGUCUAUGAUGUCUGUGGGAGGCGCCUCGAGGCGCCUUGACCUUAUGUUUUACGGAAGUUAUGAUUAAUGGCUGAGGGCACGGCACUCCAUGGAGCAAUGACAUGCCGGCCAAGUAUGAGUAUAUGAUGUCGCGUCCGACAGUCUCGGACGAGUGAUG